AUGAACACUCGAGCGAAACCAACCGUCGUCUUCUGGCAGUCUAGCGACCUCGCCCUAUUCCCGAGGGACUAUGCAUCUUCUAUUGCAGCGGUGAUUGGUGUUUCAUUCGACGGCUCCGCAGCGUCCUCUUCACUACCAUCCAUCACCUCGCAAGAUGCAGACUCCGGACCAUCGACUUCGUCUCCGCCCAUCACAUCACAAAAUACGAACUCCGGCUUAAGUCCAGGUGCCAAAGCUGGUAUUGGAGUUGGGGUGGGUAUUUUCGUUAUACUAGGCGUCGUGUUCUUCUUAUUCCUAUGGCGAAGGCGGAAACAGCAACGACAACAGAAGCAAGAUGCACAGCAACCAGAGCAGGAGCCCUCGGGCGAGAUUGGGGUAUCGGAGAUGGAUGGUGAUGCGAACGGAUCGAAACGCUUUUUGAGUGGCCAUUGGAGGGCUGAGACGGAAGCACCGUCGGCUCCAGUCGAGGCUGGAUCGACGAGUGUGCAUAUCAUACCCGGACCACCUGUAGAACUCGACGCUACACACACGAGAGGAGGAGAAUGA
Alternaria ventricosa is the source of this 546-nucleotide messenger RNA. RefSeq lists its product as uncharacterized. The record is from RefSeq and is a predicted model, not a curated record. The transcript has 2 exons. Bases 1 to 546 code for a protein of 181 amino acids. NCBI's taxonomy places the organism in Eukaryota, Fungi, Ascomycota, Dothideomycetes, Pleosporales, Pleosporaceae.